GAAGAUGAACUACAACUUCUAGAACUUGUAGUUCACAGUUCUUGCUUCGUUUCAACGACGGGCUCCUCCUCCUCGAUGGCCGCAACGACGAUACUCCUCGACGGCUGCAAUGAUGGGCAAGAUGGCGACGGUGCGGAACGGCGGCGCAGCAGGAUGGCGACGGCGACAGGCAGGACGGCGCGAAUAGCAGAUGGCCGGUGGCACUUUCCUCUGCGACUGCGUUUCAAACCAAGCAUGCUAUCUAGCUCUCCGGUGAAAAUGAGUGGGCAAAAUGUGACGUCCUCCCCAGUGAGGUGGUCGGAGCCUCUUCCAAGCAUGGUGGUCCCUUCUACCUUGGCAGUGGGUGGAUUCUCACCACUGAAAUCGCCAGUUGAUGUUAGCCACCAGGCAUCACUUCCAGCAAUGAUUGUGACAACCCAUGCUCUUAAUGGGGACAUGCGAGGGAGUGUCUUGAUAGGUCGCAUGGGCCGCUUUUCAGGGAUUGGACGAGGGAGUUCCAGGUCUGCAGUUUGGUCUGGCAGCCCUCAUUCUGUAUUGCCUGUGGCGCGCACCAGAGCCGGGAACCUAGUGGCAGUCGCAACUGCAGCGGCUGGAGCUGCUCCUAUGCCUUUGGCUGGGCAGCAGAGCGUUGAAGUGUCCUGGCCCACCCUGCCAUCCCGGCCAGUGCCGGUAUCUUUGACCAAGAGUGGUCAUGUGAAACGCUGUCCAGCAGCAGGUCGAAGUUCUGCUUCGUCCCCUGACACCAUGCUGGAGCCAGAAGCACAACCGAGAUCUUCUAGGAAGUUUGCGGCAGCCAAGGGCGCAGAUAUUGCAGAUUGGGACAGCAUUUUGAAGAAGGGGGUACUCAUUGAGUUUGAGAAGGAGAGUGGGAACUCUUCAAGGACAUAUUUUGGGGUGGUUCAGAAGUCAGAUGGAAAGCGAAAUUGCCUUGUUGCUGAUCAGAAUGGGCAUUCACAUUCGGUUUCCUACCGUCAUAUUCUCUAUGUUGUUCCAAGCAGCCAGGAGGUCUCAUCAUAUGAUAUCAAGGAGUUUCUGAGGAAAGCUGCAGAGCUGGCACAGGACACAUCGCUUCUGAGUGUGGCAUGGGAGAUGCUGCUACCUGAGAAUAGAGUCGUGGAUCCACAGAACAUGGCCGAGCUUCUGUAUGCAAAUGCUGGACCUGUGGAAUGCUACUCUGCUUAUCGCCUUCUUGCAGAUGAUCGUGUUUUCUUCAAGAAGAAAGUGAAGGGGCCUCCUCCGCAGCAUGAGCCACGACCAGCUGCCGUGGUUGAGGAGCUAAAACAAAAGAUAGCACAGCAGGAAGCCACACUGCGUCAGCUAAAGCGGUUUGUGGAGGCAGCACAAACUGUUAUGAAAAUGCCAAGGUCCAAUAAACCUGCACCAGAGUUCUGGUUCAAUUCUGAGAAGUCGAGGCCAUGGUGCACCGCUCUUAAGAAAUACGCACUGGAAGCAGUUGAGGCCGACCGGGAGAAGAAAACUGCUGAGCAGGUCCUUGAAGCACUAGGCUCCCAGCGCACUCCUGCCCAUGCAGCAGAUGUUCUCAUCAAGAUGGGAGCUUGGCCAGUGCAUGCAAACUUGGAACUGCUCAAGUCCAAUCUACCUGUGGAAUUCCCACCGGAGGUUCUUGAAUCGGCUGAGAGGCUGAUGUUGCAGCCUGUGCCAGAUCCUGAUAAGGACCACAGAGUGGAUCUCACGUCAUUGAAGGUGUACACUAUUGAUUCUGAAGACACUAAAGAGAUCGACGAUGGGCUCAGUGCAGAAAUGCUAGAAGAUGGCCAAUGGCGAUUUUGGAUACAUGUGGCAGACCCUGCGAGAUGGGUUCAACAAGGGGAUGUGCUUGACAUGGAAGCGAAAAGAAGGUGCACAUCUGUGUAUCUCUGUACAGGGGUCAUACCUAUGUUUCCCAUGAACAUGGCAUCAGGGCAGAUGAGCUUGGUGCAGAAUCAAGAAUGCUGCUCCAUGAGCGUAGGGGUCAUCCUUAACCCCGAUGGAAGCAUUGCUGAGUCAACUGUGAUGAAUGCCAGCAUCAGACCCACUUAUCGACUUUCAUAUAAUGAUGUGGACGAAAUGCUUGCUCUAAUGAUGGAAGAAGAGCGGGAGCUUCUUGUGCUUGCAGAGGCUGCCAUGAAGAGACGACAGUGGAGAAGGGCCCAAGGUGCGAUAACAUUCAGUAUUCCAGAAGCAGUUGUAAAGGUCAAGCAUGGAGACACUGAAACUCCAACAGUAACAGUGAGCGUCAUCGACCAAGAGAUGCCAUCAAGAGUGCUUGUCUCAGAGUUUAUGAUUCUGUGCGGUGAGGUGAUCGCGGAUUUUGGCGGAAGGGUAGGGCUUCCGCUUCCAUACCGAGGGCAGAUGAUGGCAUUCGGUAGCAUGGCAAGAAUGAGGAUGAUUGCGUCGAAGGUUGCACGCGAUGUGCUUAGUGAUGGGCCACCCGCUGCCUGCCUGCUGGGGGGGAAGGCUUGCGAUGGAUUGCGUGCAUCCAUAUCCAGGGGUGGAUCCAGUGGGGGAUGUAGGGGAGCGUGUUCAGCUCUCCAAUUCGGCGUUAUGGUGACCUUCUUGCACAUUUUCAGAUUAAAGCUGUGCUACGAGGUCAGCCGCCGCCUUUUGGUGCGCAAGAUGUGGAGCUUAUGAUGUCAUUUGUUAGGUACGAGAGUGAUGUGUGUGCUUCCCAUCAUUAUCAUGGAUCAAAAUUUUAUGCAUUUGAAGAGCUCU
This is a messenger RNA of Chara braunii, 2712 nucleotides long. NCBI's taxonomy places the organism in Eukaryota, Viridiplantae, Streptophyta, Charophyceae, Charales, Characeae. The record is from the annotation of a GenBank genome assembly.